This is a messenger RNA of Aphidius gifuensis, 3115 nucleotides long. It is a transcript of the gene Pi4KIIalpha, whose product is annotated as phosphatidylinositol 4-kinase type 2-alpha. Gene Ontology annotation, cellular component: trans-Golgi network; plasma membrane; lysosomal membrane. Gene Ontology annotation, molecular function: 1-phosphatidylinositol 4-kinase activity. Bases 1017 to 2504 code for a protein of 495 amino acids. Lineage: Eukaryota; Metazoa; Arthropoda; Insecta; Hymenoptera; Braconidae. The transcript is spliced from 5 exons. The record is from RefSeq and is a predicted model, not a curated record. Gene Ontology annotation, biological process: Golgi organization; phosphatidylinositol phosphate biosynthetic process; endosome organization.
UUAUCGAUUUUAAUAAAUAUUAAAAAUUCAUUUCAUGUUUUGCGCAGAAUUAAUUAUAAAUUUAUCUAGUAUGAUUAAUCAGUUUAUUUUUAAUACACGUGGGAUAUUGAUCCUAUUAUUUUAAUUUAGAUUCUAAAUAUUUAAAAGGAACGUGUAUUUUUAUUUUGUGAUUUUUAUUUAUUUUUUCAUCAUUGUCAUUGUUUGCAAAAUGGCGACAAACGAAUCGAAUCAGCUGUACAAAAAACCAAUAAUAAUAAAAUUAAUAAAAUAAAAAAAAAAUAGACAUCUUACACGAAGUCAAAAUUCACGUCAACACAAUGACAAGUUGACAACUAUAGAUUAAUAAUAUACCGUUGUUGCAACAGUGAUUGAAAAAUUGAUAAAUUAAUAAAUCGUGUAACAACAGUUGGAUUAAAUAUUUUUUUUUGUUUAUAAUAAUUAAAUACCUGUGUUGACUAUUUUUUAAAAUACUCAUAAUUUUUUUUUUUUUUUUGAUAACAAUUAUCAAUUAUUAUUUAAAUAAACAAUCAAAACAUUUAAAAAAUAAAAAAUAGAACGAGUUUUUUUACAUGACAUUUUUUUUUUUUUUAAGAUAAGUUCUUUCUGAUUAUUAAAUUGAGUAAAAAAAAAUUUUAAAAGUGUGUAACCUCAUGAAAACAACGAGAUAAAUAUUAAUAAAAAAAAAAAUUUACGAUAAAUAAAUAUAUAUAUAUAAUAACGAUAAUAUUAAAUUGGACUUUGCGUCAAACUGACAGGUGGUGUAGUGCUGAAAACAUCUGUAAAUACAGACUUAAAAAAAAGAAUAAAAAUGAUUUCUUAAUAAUAAAUUUAGCUAAAUAAAUUUUCUUUAAUUUAAUUGUAAAAUAAGUUUUUAAUUUUUUAAAUUUUAAUUGUAUAAUUUUAUAUUGGAGUUAUUGAUGGUUAAGGCGUGUGUUCAAGGACACUUUUAAAUAAAUAUAAAUAAUAAUAAUAAAGCCGGUUUAAAACAAGGCUUUAUUAUAAUAUAAAUAAUUGUAAUGAGUGACUCAGAACGUGAUCAGUUACACGUGCCUUAUCGUGAAUAUCAUAGUCAAAAUAAUACCAGAAAUCAAGCAGCACUGGUUGAGACUGAUGCACUUGUAGAUUUAUCAACAACACCACCACCUCAAUCAUCAUCAUCAUCUUCUUUAAUAGCAACAACAACACCACAAAUAAAUCAUCAAUUUUUAGGAAAUAAAAUAAUACCACCAUCUCUACUUUGUGAUACAAGUGAUUCAUUACCUGAAGUUGAAUUUGCACCAAAUACAAUUAACGAUACAAACGUAAUCAUUGAUUCAACUGGUAUUGAAAGAGAGAGUCAGCCACUUCUUGGUAGGCUUGAACUCGAUGUUACAUUCAAUAGGUUUUCAGAUGAUCCACAAUUUUCUGAACUUGUUUGGCAAGCUGAGACUGCAAUUGAUAAUGGAAUAUUUCCAGAAAGAAUUUAUCAAGGAUCAAGUGGAAGUUAUUUUGUUAAAAAUCAAGCUGGUAAAAUAAUUGGUGUAUUUAAACCAAAAGAUGAAGAGCCAUAUGGAAGAUUAAAUCCAAAAUGGACAAAAUGGAUGCAUAAAUUAUGUUGUCCAUGUUGUUUUGGACGUAGUUGUUUAAUUCCAAAUCAAGGAUAUUUAAGUGAAGCUGGAGCAAGUUUAGUUGAUCGUAAACUUGGUCUUGGUGUUGUUCCAAAUACACGUGUUAUUAAACUUGUUAGUAAAACAUUUAAUUAUCCAAGAAUUGAUAUACAAAAAGCAAGAAUGAAACAAGUUAUUAUGGAUCAAUUUCCAGCAGUUGGAUCACAAUUUAAGCGACUUGGUUUACCACCAAAAAUUGGAUCAUUUCAAUUAUUUAUGGAUGGAUAUAAAGAUGCUGAUUAUUGGCUUAGAAGAUGGGAAAAUGAUCCAUUACCAACUCGACUUGCACAUGAAUUUCAAUUAUUUUUUGAAAGACUUGUUAUACUUGAUUAUAUUAUACGUAAUACUGAUCGUGGUAAUGACAAUUGGCUUAUUAAAUAUGAUCCAAUAGUUGCUAAAAAUUCACCAGAAACAUGUACUGUUAAAAUUGCUGCAAUUGAUAAUGGUUUAGCAUUUCCAUUUAAACAUCCUGAUUCAUGGAGAGCAUAUCCAUAUCAUUGGGCAUGGUUGAGUCAAGCUAAAUUGCCAUUUAGUGAAGCAACACGUGAACUUGUUCUACCACAAUUAUCUGAUCAAAAUUUUGUACAAGAUCUUUGUGAUGAUUUAUAUCAAUUAUUCAAACAAGACAAAGGUUUUGAUAGACAUCAUUUUGAAAAACAAAUGGGUGUUAUGAGAGGACAAAUUUUAAAUCUUCAACAGGCACUUAAAGACUCAAAAAGUCCUGUUCAAUUGGUACAAAUGCCUGCAGUUAUUGUUGAAAAAGCCAAAAGAGACAGUGAUACACCAAAAUUGUUUUCAUUUUCUGAUACAUUUACACAGCGCUUCCAAAAUAAAAGUCCUUUUUUCUCUUGGUGUUGAUGACUUGUUGAUGAUAAUAAUAAUAAUUAAAUAAUUAACAUGAAUAUAGUGAGAAGAAUACAAGAGAUGAGAGAGACAGUCAUUUUAAUGAAGAGAACAUUUUUAAUAAUAGAAUAAUAAUAUGUAUUUGUAAAAUAUUAUAUUAAGACAAUAUUAUUUUCUCGUCAAAGUCAUCUUGCUGUCUUUUAUGUUUAAUCAAUUAUCUUGAAACAUAUUUUAAUUAUGAACAAGAAAAAAAAAUUAUCUUAUUGUUUAUAAAUAUAUUGUAUACAGUUAAUUAAUUUAAUUAAUUAAGUAAAAACGAAAAAAUAUUAUUUAUACAAAUAUCGUAUAUCAAAAACACGAAUAAAAAAAAAAACAGAACAAUUAUUGUUGUAAAAAAAAAAUUAUUGUGCCAGUCUUACUUUAGUUUAGUCAAAAAAAAAAAAAAUAUUAAUAAUGCCUACAAUAUAGUUGUAUAAUAAUUAUUUAAUUAAAUUUUUUUUAAAUACACAAUUCAAAAAAGAAUAAUGUACAAUAAACAUGCAAUGGAAAAAACAAAAAAAAAAAAACAAUUGUACUGCGAUAAAUGUCAUUAAAAAUAUUUUUUUAAUAUAAACAUUAUCACAUAG